Messenger RNA from Cloeon dipterum, 1775 nucleotides. RefSeq lists its product as uncharacterized. The transcript is spliced from 4 exons. The record is from RefSeq and is a predicted model, not a curated record. Bases 120 to 1319 code for a protein of 399 amino acids. Lineage: Eukaryota; Metazoa; Arthropoda; Insecta; Ephemeroptera; Baetidae.
CAACACAAUCGUAAAAAAUAUUGGAGGCUACAGAGACCUCAUUACAAAGAAGAUUGGUACUGUAUAAUCGUUAUUUAUUUGAGCUUUCCUAUAAUUUUAAAAUAUUUUCAGCUCCUCCCAUGCGCAAAAUUUUGUUUGAUGAAGCAGUGGAAAGGAUAAAAGAAAUUGGAGCAGACCAAGUUUGGGCUGCUCUUCCAUACCUUGGCCAGCAAAAAACGACUGAAAGAUUUUCAACCAAAGAUUUUGCUAGCAUUUUCCGCUUGCAGUACAACUCAGGAGGGUUUUCUGAAGCUUGCGUUUCAAUGGAAGAGUUCCUUCAAUAUCUGGUUGAAUUUGUUCCCAACUUGAAAGAGCUCGAGAUUAAGGACCCAAUUAUGGCAUACCCAGACUCCGAAAGGGAAAUGUUCCAAAAAAUUCGGCUACAGCCACUUGCCACUGACCUGCUCUUGAAGAUGGAAAACUUAACUCGAGUCAGCAUUAUCGAAGUUACCAUCACAUUUACAGAAUUUGUGCGAGUCUGCAGGGAAAGCCGUUACUUGCAGUGCAUUCAAGCAAAUAAUAUUCUGGUCGACGUGGUACCAAUUCAUUCCUUGGGAUACAUUCUGGAGACCCUCGCCUCUAAAUUUGAUUACCGAGUCUAUAUCGAAAGGGAAUUUCCUAGAAAAAUUCACAUAUUUUUGAGGGAGACAAACAAUGUUAAACCUCUUCAAGAAGCAAAGGUCAUUCUUUCGAGUGACUUCUUUGACCUGAUCCCUAUUGGUAUGACUCAUCUUCAGAUUUAUGAUAGGAAAAGAAUUGACUUCCAAAACGAGAGACACCGUUUGCUGCGCAACCUGCGCAGAGUAGGAGGAACUCUAAAAGAUCUUACCCUCGUAGACUUAAGGCAAGAAUUGAAGAUCACGUUCAGACAUAUCUUUGAACUCUGCCAAGAUUUGGAAAAUCUCAGUGUAGUAGACUCCUAUUUGAGUCUUGAGGAUCCGAUAGUUUCUUUUGGUCAAUUGAAAAGGUUUAUCUGGACAAACCGGAUUUAUGGUGAAGAAUUACAGUACAGCACCUUACAACUUGACAGAAUUUUGUCUGCGCCUCAUCUGCAAGACAUUUUCAUCAGCACUAACCUCAUAUUAGAUCUUGGUGACAUAAGGUCACUUUUGAACCGGAUUAGAAAUCGUAUGAUUUUGACCAAUUUGACCAAGAUGAAUAUUUAUUAUUACGUUCAUCGCAAAUCCCAAUGUUUCAAAGAAGCAGAAUUAUCCCAUUUGGCUAUUGAACUGCGCUCUUUAGGUUGUGAUGCAUCGGUUUCAAUUUAUAGACUACCAUAGAACAGACCAAUCACUUUACUGUAAAUAGACAGUAGGCUGCGCUUGUGUACCCGCACAGAAAAUUACAUUCCAAAAAUAUCCGGAAUAAUCUUGGCCUAUUUGAUUUUUAUCCAAAAAUAUUAAUCCAAAAAAGGAAUCCAAGAUUAUUCCACGAUUAUUAUUCCAGGUUAGCCACCGAAUGUUUUAAGUUUAACCUUAAAAUUUAUCAUCAGGAAUAUUCCUGGUGGUGAAAAUUUUAAUAACCAUGAAUAAAUAUUCCAGGAACAUUCUUUUGGAUCAUUCAAGGGUUAACCUAAAAAAUUAACCUUAUGAAUAUUCCAGGAAUAUUUAUUCAAGAUGCCCACUAGAAUAAUUUACUACUUCCCCAUAUUUUUCGAGCGGUUCUUAAUUAUUUAAAAUUACAUACACGCAUUCCACGUUUCUAUAAAUUAUUCAAACUUGUACGCGCAAAAAAAC